This is a messenger RNA of Paramuricea clavata, 490 nucleotides long. The record is from the annotation of a GenBank genome assembly. Lineage: Eukaryota; Metazoa; Cnidaria; Anthozoa; Malacalcyonacea; Plexauridae.
AUGAUUCAUCAAGAAAAUGAAAGUAGCACAUCAAGUGAGACUGAUUCAGAUGGUGGUGGGGAUGAUUCUGAUCAAACUGGUGACGAAAAUCAUCCACAAGCUGUAAGGACUUGUAAUAGUGCUCUUUCGUUUCCAGUUUGAUAGUUAAAUUGUUUGUUUUGCUUGAAGUAUUCUCCUCCAUUUGCAGAUUGUACAAAUUCAGAGCCCUAAAACCCCUGAAGCUAUCAGUCAACCCACAACUGCACCUGUUUCUAAUGUAAAUGGUGGUCAAUUUCAAGAAGAUGCUCAAAUUGUGAAUCAACAGUCAGAACAGGGUGAUACAAAUCAGCUACCAUUGCAAGAGAGUGAAGCACAGCCACAGGUGGUUGGUGUAAAUCCUGUUUUGGGAAUGGAAUUAGGUGCAGUGAUUGUCCUUGAUGAUGAAAAUGUACAAGACAUGGUAUUGGUGACGACAGUUCAAACCACACCAGCGAUUAUGGAGGAAGUUUAA